CACAUGUGCGUCCGCCGCAGCCAUGCUUCUUGAGCUAGUAAACUUCUAACCUUUUAGCGGGUUUGUGUUUAUUUGUGUGCAUAAAAAUGCCUCGAGCAGUAUCAUCUCCAUCCAGCGAAGAUGAAGAGGAGAGUCUUACAACAGAAUCACCUGAAAAGCAAAAAGAAACCGAGAAGAAGAGCCGCAUGUACCAGUGUCCUGCUGACUUUGUGCCUUUCUGCCAUAAGCCCUGCAGAAGCACUCUCACAAAGAGUCUGAAGACCAACAAGGAUGAGUUGUGGCUUAUUAAAGCUCCUGCCAACUUUAACCCGGAAUGCUUCAGCAGUGUCAAGGUGCCCCUCUCGGGUUUCCAGACCCUGAAGGUCCCCGCGGCAGCAGGUGGAGCCAAGACGGGGAGCGGCCAUCAGAUCUACAGCGUCCUGGCGUCCCCCCACAGCGCCCCGGAGCUCCGCCUGCUCACCAGCAAAAAGCAGUCAUCGGGCAACGUGGUUUUCGGUCCGGCCUUUUCGGGCCUCCUGAACGUCUGCGAGAGCUACGGAGACAUCGGCGCUAACCAGGCCCCUCAGGUCAUCCGCGCUGCCCCUCCACCCUCCAUACCGCCGGGACUGAAGCAGCGGUUCCACCCUUUCGGCAGCAAGACCCCCACGUUGACCUGCGUGGCGGAGAGCGAGUUGGACGGGGCCGCCUUGGGACCCUCGUCUACAACCCUCCGCCCGCUGGUCGUCAAGCGCUUUGUGGAGGAAACGUGGCAGGAGGAAGACGGGAGGAAAAGAAAGAAGAAGAAGAAGGAAAAGCGAAUAAAGGUGGAAGUAGAGGAGGAGGAGGUGGUGGUGGUGGUGAAAGAGGAACCAGUAGAAGAAAUUCCAGAGGAAGUUAUGGUAGAGCUCCCCUUCCUAGAGGACAACGCUUCGGAGGAGAGGAGAAAAAAGAAGAAGAAAAAGAAGGACCGGGAGCGACAGGAAGUGGAGGAGGGUGUGGAGCCCAGCGUGGCGUUAAAGGAGGAGGAAGAGGUGACGGUGAAAUGUGAACCGGUAGACGCUUCGUACGGCGACGUCGCAGAGAGCUUGACAAGGAAGAAGAAAAAGAAGAAGAAAAGCAAGACUGCUGACGACUAGCCCCGCCGUGGGAUUUUAGUUUUUCUUUUGUUUGUUUUGGGCCUGCUGGAAGCCAUUCUACUACUAGUUUACUAAUGCAGGGCUUGCUCUGGCAAGGACAUCUUCUCACUUCAACAUGGAGAGUGACCGUUGUACACGAGUUCUGCCAGUGUGUUGUCAUGUCGUGGUGUCGGUUUGCUGGAAUCGCGCUCACACACUGUCUUACUGUAAUAACACAGUUCUGUAAACCAGAGACAAUCUGGAAAGUGUCACGUCAUUUUUAUUUUAAAGGAUCUGAGUCGCAUGUAUUUGAGAACACAUGUUUUUAAAAUAAACUCCAAUAACUCAUAUUAAA
Messenger RNA from Gasterosteus aculeatus aculeatus (three-spined stickleback), 1449 nucleotides. It is a transcript of the gene polr1g, whose product is annotated as RNA polymerase I subunit G. Gene Ontology annotation, cellular component: RNA polymerase I complex. Gene Ontology annotation, biological process: transcription by RNA polymerase I. Gene Ontology annotation, molecular function: RNA binding. The record is from RefSeq and is a predicted model, not a curated record. Lineage: Eukaryota; Metazoa; Chordata; Actinopteri; Perciformes; Gasterosteidae.